Oryctolagus cuniculus (rabbit) is the source of this 6589-nucleotide messenger RNA. RefSeq names its product mastermind like transcriptional coactivator 3 (gene MAML3). The record is from RefSeq and is a predicted model, not a curated record. Gene Ontology annotation, molecular function: transcription coactivator activity. Gene Ontology annotation, biological process: Notch signaling pathway; positive regulation of transcription of Notch receptor target. Gene Ontology annotation, cellular component: nuclear speck; nucleoplasm. Lineage: Eukaryota; Metazoa; Chordata; Mammalia; Lagomorpha; Leporidae.
CGAGCGGUUGAUCAUUGUGAUGGUGGCAGCGGCGGCGGCGGCAGCGGCAGCCCAGCCGAGCGUUAGGGGCUGCUCUCCGCGCGGCGUUCUGCAAAGGACUUCACCGAUCUACUUUUGCAGCCGCCUCGGACUGUCCAUGUGUUUACUUCCCCCAGCCCGAGGAUUCGGUAUCUAGGUUCCUGUGAAAUGCAACUGAGCAGCCAAAGUACUUUGAGAACACGGGGCGGCAUAAACACCAAAACUUUUUUGUGGAAGGAAAAUGCAAUAAGCAAGCUUGCCGUUCUCCGAUGCGCGGUGGAGUGAGUGUGUGUCGCGCCUGUCCGCACAGGAGGCAUAGGCUUGUGUGUGUCCAUGGGGUGUGUUUUUCGGUACGUAGGGAGAAAACGCUUGCCAACCACCGGAAAUCUCCUGGAAUUUAUUAGAAAAUAAUGGAUUAUAAAAAGAAGGCAGGAGAGGAGCGGCGCUCGCCUUGAGUUGCAACCCGAUUUGCUGCUGGCUCAGUUUGUUGUGAUUCUUUUUGUUGAUAGGUGUCUGAUGGUAUUCCGAUAACACCCCCCCCAACCCCGAGCUUUACAGUUUUUUUUUUUUAAAGGAAACAAAAAACCACCCCCAAAAUCUCUCCCCUCCCUGCUUUUUUUUUUUCUUCGCCCCGUCGGGAUCGCCGUUUGCAUCCAUGUGCUCGCGUCUCCCCCGCGUUCCACUUAAACUAUUUUAAUCCUUGGACCCAAGGAGGAGGCUGAUCGGGGGGGUGGAUAAAAAAAGUUCUUCCAAAAUAGUGUGCCCGGGGAGCAGGAUGGGGGAUUUCGCAGCCCCCGCUGCUGCCGCGAAUGGCAGUAGUAUUUGCAUCAACAGCAGCCUCGGCGGGGCCGGGAUCGGUGUGAAUAAUACUCCCAAUAGUACUCCCGCUGCUCCGAGUAGCAAUCACCCCGCGGCCGGAGGCUGCGGCGGCGGCGGCGGCGGCGGCGGCGGCUCGGCGGCCGUCCCCAAGCACAGCACCGUGGUCGAGCGGCUCCGCCAGCGCAUCGAGGGCUGCCGGCGGCACCACGUCAACUGCGAGAACAGGUACCAGCAGGCUCAGGUGGAGCAGCUGGAGCUGGAGCGCCGGGACACCGUGAGCCUCUACCAGCGGACCCUGGAGCAGAGGGCCAAGAAAUCGGGCGCCGGCCCCGGCAAGCAGCAGCACCCGAGCAAACCCCAGCAAGAUGCGGAGGCUGCCUCGGCGGAGCAGAGGAACCACACGCUGAUCAUGCUACAAGAGACUGUGAAAAGGAAGUUGGAAGGAGCCCGAUCACCACUCAAUGGAGACCAGCAGAAUGGUGCUUGCGAUGGGAGUUUUUCUCCAACCAGCAAGCGAAUCCGAAAGGACGUUCCAGCAGGGAUGGAAGCCAUCAGCAACUUGCCCAACAACAUGCCACUGCCUUCAGCUUCUCCUCUUCACCAACUUGACCUGAAGCCUUCUUUGCCUUUGCCCAACAGUGGAACGCACCCUCCCGGGCUCCUGGAAGAUCUGAGCAAGAACGGGAUGCUGCCCGAGAUGAAGCUUCCUGUCAAUGGCUGCAGUGACCUGGAGGAGAGCUUCGCCGUCUUGCAGAGCAAAGACCUCAAACAAGAACCUCUAGAUGACCCCACCUGCAUAGACACAUCAGAAACAUCUCUGUCCAAUCAGAACAAGCUGUUCUCAGACAUUAACCUGAAUGAUCAGGAGUGGCAAGAGUUAAUCGAUGAACUGGCCAACACGGUUCCUGAAGACGACAUACAGGACCUGUUCAAUGAAGACUUUGAGGAGAAGAAGGAGCCAGAGUUCUCGCAGCCAGCCACGGAGACCCCUCUCUCCCAGGAGAGUGCAAGCGUGAAGAGCGACCCCUCUCACUCUCCUUUUGCACACGUCUCCAUGGGCUCUCCCCAGGCCAGGCCUUCUUCCUCUGGUCCUCCCUUCUCCUCUGUCACCACGGCCCCCAACCUACCUUCUGUUGCUAGCACUCCUGCAGCUCCAAACCCUGCCAGCUCACCCGCAAACUGUGCUGUCCAGUCCCCUCAAACUCCAAACCAAGCCCACACUCCUGGCCAGGCUGCCCCCAGGCCUGGAAAUGGUUAUCUCCUUAAUCCUGCAGCAGUGACAGUGGCCAGUUCAGGCCCAGUGGCUGUGCCCAGCUCCGACAUGUCCCCAGCAGAGCAGCUCAAACAGAUGGCGGCGCAGCAGCAACAGAGGGCCAAACUCAUGCAACAGAAGCAGCAGCAGCAGCAGCAGCAGCAGCAACAGCAGCAGCAGCAGCAGCAACACUCAAAUCAGAGUUGGUCUCCCCUAGGGCCUCCAUCCAGUCCAUAUGGAGCAGCUUUUACUGCAGAAAAACCAAAUAGCCCAAUGAUGUACCCCCAAGCCUUUAACAACCAAAACCCUAUAGUGCCUCCCAUGGCAAACAACCUGCAGAAGACAACACUGAAUAACUACCUCCCUCCAAAUCACAUGAAUAUGAUCAAUCAGCAGCCAAAUAACUUGGGUACAAACUCCUUAAACAAACAGCACAAUAUUCUGACUUAUGGCAACACUAAGCCGCUGACCCAUUUUAAUGCAGACUUGAGUCAGAGGAUGACCCCGCCGAUGGCCAACCCCAACAAAAACCCCUUGAUGCCAUACAUGCAGCAGCAGCAACAGCAGCAGCAGCAGCAGCCGCCACCGCCGUCCCAGCAGCCAGCGCCACCACAGCUGCAGGCUCCCAGGGCGCACCUGAGCGAGGAGCAGAAACGCAUGCUUCUCAUGAAGCAGAAAGGGGUGAUGAACCAGCCCAUGGCUUACGCUGCACUUCCAUCCCACGGUCAGGAGCAGCAUCCCAUGGGGCUCCCCCGGACCUCCGGCCCCAUGCAGCCCGCAGUGCCCCCAGGCUCGGGCGGCAUGGUCUCCGGGACCAGUCCCGCGGGUCCCGGCUUCCUGGGCAGCCAGCCCCAGGCGGCGCUCAUGAAGCAGAUGCUGCUUGACCAGCGGGCCCAGCUGAUGGAGCAGCAGAAGCAGCAGUUCCUGCGUGAGCAGAGGCAGCAGCAGCAGCAGCAGCAGCAGCAGCAGCAGCAGCAGAUUCUGGCCGAGCAGCAAUUGCAACAAUCACAUUUACCCCGGCAGCACCCCCAGCAGCAGCGGAACCCAUACCCAGUGCAGCAGGUCAAUCAGUUUCAAGGCUCUCCCCAGGACAUGGUGGCCGUGAGGAGCCAGGCGGCCCUCCAGAGCAUUCGAACGUCACGGUUGAUGGCACAGAACACGGGCAUGAUGGGAAUGGGGCCUUCCCAGAACCCGGGGACGAUGACCCCAUCAGCAGCCCAGUCGGAGAUGGGACUGGCCCCUUACAGCACCACGCCCACCAGCCAACCAGGAAUGUACAAUAUGAGCACAGGAAUGACCCAAAUGAUGCAGCACCCAAACCAAAGUGGCAUGAGCAUCACACACAGCCAGGCCCAGGGACCGAGGCAGCCUGCCUCCAGCCAGGGGGUCGGGAUGGUGAGCGGUUUCGGUCAGAGCAUGUUGGUGAAUUCGGCCCUAACCCAGCAGCACCAACAGAUGAAAGGGCCAGUAGGCCAGGCCUUGCCGAGGUCCCAGGCCCCUCCAAGGCUUCAAAGCAUUAUGGGAACAGUCCAGCAAGGAGCACAAAACUGGCAACAGAGGAGCCUGCAGGGGAUGCCUGGGAGGACUAGUGGAGAAUUGGGACCGUUCAACAACGGCGCCAGCUACCCCCUGCAAGCUGGCCCGCAGAGACUGACCAAGCAGCACUUCCCACAGGGCCUGAGCCCAUCAGUCGUGGACGCAAACACGGGCGCAGUGCGGACCCUCAACCCCGCCGCCGUGGGCCGGCAGAUGAUGCCACCGCUCCCCGGGCAGCAAGGCACUGGCCAGGCGAGGCCAAUGGUCAUGUCUGGCCUGAGCCAGGGCGUCCCGGGCUUGCCAGCGUUUGGCCAGCCGCCAGCACAGCAGCAGAUCCCUAGUGGCAGCUUUGCUCCCAGCACCCAGGGCCAGGCAUACGAGCGAAACCCCCCUCAGGAUAUGUCCUAUAAUUACAGUGGUGAAGGAGCUGGGGCACCCUUCCCUGGCCUCCCUGACAGUGCGGACCUCGUAGACUCCAUCAUCAAAGGCGGGCCCGGGGAUGAGUGGAUGCAAGAGCUUGAUGAGUUGUUUGGGAACCCCUAGUUAGCAGCCCCCACCCCAGCGCUGCAACACUAGUGGUUAAAGCUUAAGAAGUGAAAAAGAAACAGGAUGUUGACCCAUCCUUGUUUUUUGUUUGUUUUUUUGACCCACGUAAACUGAGCAAAACUUCAGCUGGCCUACAGAAGAUCCAGGUGCCAAUCCACAGCUCUGCUGGCCUUGUUUCACCUGAUUUUCACAAUGCGGAAGACACGCUGUGCAGAUCCCUGCUGUGAGAGGGGGAGGCCUGUGGAGGGGCAGGGAGGAAAGGCAAAGCCAGCCAAAGCCACCUGCUCCGCACUCGCUGUGACCGCCUGGCCCGGCAUGCACUGCCCCAGCCAGGAGGAACCAUGGCCAAAGUGAGGUACCCCUCAGCCCCUCCUGCCCUGCGUCCCAAGGCCGCAGCUUUGGAGACACAAGACCAAGCCUCCACCAGAGAGAUUCCCACAGAGGCUGCCGGGCGAUUGCGCAGGCCAAGUGCACAGGUCAGAAAUGCAAUGAACUCUGGGUUUGAAGCAAUAGAAAGCUUCCAGACAUGCUACUGUCUUGGGGGCUAGGCAUGAGGGAUGGUGGGAUGGCCACAUGGAGGUGACCAAGGAUCCUACAGGCCUGUGCCUCUCCUGCCUGCAGUGACCCUCAGGAGUUGUGAGGCCUGCUGCUGUCUGCCGCCUCACAAGCACAGCCAGCCGAGUUGGAGAAUGGUCCAUCUGGAGCAGCUCUCUGCUGGUGACCUAGGCUGUCACUGGUGGCUGUCACUCUAGGUUGAGCCAGAGCCUCUUGGGAGCCUGGUACAACACGGACACAUCCGGGUAGUUCUCAUCGACUUGUGGUGGCCACAGGGACAGACCCCUGCUGGAUUCUGUGUAUCUGCUGGCCUGGCUGCCUGCGUCUUUGCCUGCGCCCCAGCCCUCACAUGUCUGUCCUGACAGAUCGUGCAACAAGGAAGCUUUUGUUGCUAGGCGGCCUGAGUAGAGUGAACGUAAAUGCUAGAACUUAGACGACGCCUGAACUGCAAAGGCAAAACACUGGAGUCUUCGUUCUCUAAUGUGUGUAGCACUGAGUGAGUAUCUCUGCCCGGAACUGAGGGGGCUGCUCGGAUGUUUGUGGCGUGGGAUCCAAGGAGCCACGUCGGACAGAGCCAGAGAGAACGGCCUGGAGGUCUGGCGCCCGUUGGUGAAAUCAGCCACGCCCAUAUCCCUCCCUACUCAUUGGGAAGAUGACUAACAACCCAAGAGAGGAAAGACCUAGAAAAUCAUUUUUUCCACCUUACAGAUUUGGUUGAUAGGAGGGGAAGACACGGUUCCUUUCACUGGGAGAAAUCAUUUACUUUGAAAUUUCAGUAUCAUUGUUCUCUUUGCAGCUCCCUGGGAUCUGUUGGAAGGAAUCAGCCUCUCCCACCAUCACAAAGCCCAUCUCCUUAGUCCUUUGUCCCUUGAUGGAGACCAUGUGGCAUUUAUUUUGUCCUGAGCAAGUGAGAGUGGCGUGUGCUCUUCUCCUGUCCCCAGCUUGCUGCACGACCUAACUGCCGGCUCCUGUGGGGCUGGGCUGGCUGAGAAGGUGGCUUCCAGGAGAAAGCUGGGGGCCGAGGGCUGUGGAGCCAGCACACGUUGGCAUUGACCUGCUGUGUGUAGGCUGAGAGUCCUAGCUAUGCUCGGCAAGGGGCAGGCGGUGAGGCCCGAGGUACCAGGUUGGUGGGAGCCCAGCAGCACCUGUGUACCCUCUCCAAAAAUGUGAUGGUAGGGUAACCCUGGGCUCCCCAAGUGAGGAGGGACACUGUUGUGGAAACUGCAUAGAAACAGAUGAAAUUUUAAAAAAUGAUGACUAGAAGACAAAUUUCCACCGAUUACCUUUUCCUGCAAGGAAUAAAAAAUAAAUAUACAAGCAAUGAUGAGAAUCGGGAGGUGGUGGAUGGAGAGAUGGGGGCUCCAUUAUAUCUUCAGAACUCCCUCCAAGUGCUCAGUCCUGGGACCAAUGAAUAGAGAGGUAGAUUUUAAUAAAGUGGUUUUGUUUUUACUACGGUGCUGAUGUAUAUGUAAUGUCUAAAAAAAAAGUUAUUUGUACAUAAGUUUUUACAAUACUGCAGAUAUCACUGGGUCUACUAUCUGUAAAAAAUAUACAUAUAAAUAUAUAUAUAUAUAUACUGUUUGUUUAAAAUAGAGUAUUUUUAUUUCAUUCCUUAACUCAUCAUCACGGCAGUGGUAUUGCACUUCAGAUAACAUCUAAUUCCUAAUUUGUACUCUAUGACCUAUGGCAAGUUCCUCCAUUUUAUUCAAAUUUUUCUAGUUUUCUGUUUUUACUUUGUACAUUAAGCAUUGCUUAUUUCCUUUUAAGAAAUGUACAGAACUCUGAAAUGUAGAAACAAAGUGAUGUUGACAUACCACUUUUAAAGAAAAAAAAAUAAAAGAUCAUUAUCUGAAUCAAUCCAAA